Bactrocera neohumeralis is the source of this 3045-nucleotide messenger RNA. RefSeq names its product zinc finger and SCAN domain-containing protein 23 (gene nerfin-1). Gene Ontology annotation, cellular component: transcription repressor complex; nucleus. Bases 307 to 1935 code for a protein of 542 amino acids. Lineage: Eukaryota; Metazoa; Arthropoda; Insecta; Diptera; Tephritidae. Gene Ontology annotation, molecular function: RNA polymerase II cis-regulatory region sequence-specific DNA binding; DNA-binding transcription repressor activity, RNA polymerase II-specific. The record is from RefSeq and is a predicted model, not a curated record. Gene Ontology annotation, biological process: neuron differentiation; negative regulation of transcription by RNA polymerase II; regulation of cell cycle process. The transcript has a single exon.
CAAAAGGCGCACAGCAACAUCGCAACAGAUACACUCAGUUCAGUUAAAUUCUGUUUGUUUUGUUCGGUUUAAUUUGUUUUUGACUACAUACAUAACUACAAUAUAUAAUUUCUUUGAUUGUUUGCAACGCAUCGAUAACUCAUACUCACACACACAUCGUUCAACAUUGCUUAAAUGGUUGUUAAAUCGCUUUUAUUACUAUUUAUUGUUGUUGUGUUAAAACAUAGUUAAGUUAAGAAGACAUUCAAGUGCAAGAAAAAACAGAAAAACAAAAACUACUUCAAUAUAUAUAUACCAACAAGUGCAAUGGCUACGUUUACGACUACGACCACGGCUGGCGCACAACACAGCAUCGUACAAAUGGCCAGCCGACAGAUGCCGCACGGGCUGGGUCUGCUCACGACGGUCGCCUCGUUGCCGCCAAAGUAUCGCAGUCGUUACCUGAAUCUUAAAGCUAAGUGUGAAACACCGUUAGAUCUCUCGGUGAAACCGAACUCACCUGUACCUACUAACAAUAAUAACAGCGAAGAGUUAGCUAACGAUGUACCUAUGGCCUCCACAUUCACCGAGGUCUACACGGAGCCCAGUGAGGAGGCGGUGGCAUCGCAGGUGUUUAGUGAAAGCAGCGAGGUCUCAUUAGUACCCAUUACUAAUGAAGUUUAUAUCGUGCAAGAUAGCGCACCGCAAACGGAGGAGGCUGUUGUCACCAUAACACAAAUCGCCAAACCCAUAACACCACCGCUAACGCCCACCAAACGCAAGCACGCAGUUAUGCUUGACGAGGAGGCUACGGAGCAAGUCUUUACAGUUUUGGAGCCGCAAAAAACCUUGCAGGCACGCGAGAAUCCCGCUAAACUUGCAAAAACUGUCACACAUCCAACUACCAAGCGCGACUGCACGCCCACGAAACCCAUUAAAGCCACCGAUACAGCACCGAAGACCGUUAAAGCUCAACCGCCUGCGACUAAAAGCACCAAAAAUAAAGCGACGCGUAAACUAAAGUUCGACGAAGAGACGAGUUCGCCUGUAUCGGGCACCAUUAUACGUCCACUAGAGGACAUCACCGAUGGCACAGUGCAGUACAGCAAUGGCGAUAUUGAUCCCAAAUACAAUAUAGUCGAGAUCACCGAGGAGACCAAAGCCGAAUUGGCGGCCAUUAAAAAUGUAAUUGGCGAUUACAUCUGCAAGUUGUGUCGCAUCAAGUUCGAUGACGCAUUCGGUUUGGCACGUCAUCGUUGCGCCUGCAUUGUGCUGCUCGAGUAUCGUUGCCCGGAGUGUGGCAAACAGUUUAACUGUCCCGCAAACUUGGCUUCACAUCGUCGUUGGCAUAAACCGAAGAAAACCGAUACAAAUAAUGGCGGUGUUUCGCGUAAAGAGAACCGUAACACUACAAAUAACGCCUCACAAACCAGCAGCACAGCGGCACUCAACGAACAAUUCGCGGACUUGCCUUAUCCCUGCGAUAUCUGUGGGAAGCGUUUCAAACGUGCCGCCUAUCUACGUAAACACCAACAGACACACAAUAAGAAACGCACGACGAGCACGACAAGUGUCGGUGGCCCGCUGCAGGAGACACCAGCGCUCGUAGCCGAUGGUGGUCUCUCCACUGCAUCCACUGCAGUUAUGGGCAGUUCCUAUCCAUCUUACGCCGGCUCGACGGCAUCUUCGUCAGCUUCGAGCUUGCAUUCAUAUAAUGGCGCUAUCGUCGAAGAAGAGGUGAUCAGUUAUGCCACAACCAAUGGUGGCUACAUCGAAUAUGUGGACGAUGAAGAGGACGUGCGGUCCACCACAAGCAGCUCUAGCUCGACGGCGGGUUAUGGCCGCCUGCAAAUUGUCGAGACCGGCUUGACGGAGGAAGAGAAUAUAGCAGCUGCCGCGUUGACAAACUUACGGAACUGUGCCUCGGUGAUUCAGCACACCACACUAGCGCACUGAUUGCCGGGUUACGCUGAUUGCUAGAUCGAGGGGUCGUUGCCCGCCGUUCAUCGCUCAGUCGGUCGGUCUUUUGGUUGAUUAGUGUCCCUGUUCGUGCGCAUAGUGUGUAGUGCAAGUGUGCGUUGGUAAGGUGGCUCUAGCGCAAAUAGUGUAGUGCGGUGUUGUUUCUUGGUAAUGAGCCGACGAUGGCGAGGGUGGCCGAACAUGCAACGACGAGUGUUAGCAGUGUGUACGUGAGUGGGCUGGGGUUGGGGUGUUUGGGUGGCGGUUUGUAAAUACUUUUAGGGCAGCCAUUAAGGGUUGAUUUGUAUGUUUUCAUUUAUGAAAGUUAUGUUUAAGUUCUACGCCAUUCGUUUCAAAAUGCUUAAAUGCUUAGGAUUUUUUUCGUGUUUUGUUUUCUUGUUUUGUUUUGUUUUGCUUCGUUUGGCUCUGCAGCUAAGUAUACCAAAGAUUAGUUUUAAAGCGUUGGCUUGGCAUUUUCGCGCAUCGCAAACGAAAUUCGCCAAACGCCAUUUUAUGUUUUCUCAAUCAUUAGGCUUCUUCGGUUAGGCUUACCUUAUGCUUAGCUUAGUUUUUAGGUUAAUUUUUGUAGUAGGCGCAAAUGCGACGAGCAAUUCUAGUCAUGGAAACGCAAAGAGCUAGUCACUAAUUUAGUUAAAACAUUUUUUACAAAUAUCUCUCAGGAUUUUGUAGAGUCAGCUCCAUACAGAUCUCAUCUCAGUUAGUUUUAUUAUAAUGCAGAUAAUCUAAUUUGCUGCUUAGUUUAUAAUUUAACACAAGUUCGUGGAAAGUCAGGCGAAAUAGUGCAGUAAAAAAUUAGUUUAGUUUGAAGUUAAAAAAAUGUCUCUCUCUCUCUCCGAGGAGUACCAAAGAAAUGAGUGUGAACUCUAGUCAACUUAAUACGUAAGUGAAGGUUUAGUUCUUUUGUAGGACUUUUAGGUUAGGUUAGGUUACUUUUCAUAUAAUUUUUAGGGAUUUAGUUAUACAAAAAGCAACAACAAUUAACUUUUUGUGUUGUUGUAAACUAUGAAGACCAGCAAAUCACUACCAAAACUAAAUACAAACUACGAAGUACAAUACUAACUAAUUUCUAAAUGUAUAUUAUAUAAA